GUGGGCGAGUCUCUGCAGCAGCAUCACUCUCACCUGGAGAACAGAAGCAGCUCCUGCUCAGCUGUGUCCAAGAGCUGAGGAGCCAGCUGACGUUAGAAUCAACGCUGCAAUUAAUUAGAGAGAUAUAUUUAUAAAAAAAGAUUGUCAGGACAAGGAUGGAAUUAACCAAACUGGCACUCCUGCUGUCUUUUCUGGCCUCAGUGACUCUGUGUCAAGGUGUGACUGAGUGGACGCCUUGGUUCAACAUCGACCAUCCKGGUGGAAAUGGGGACUAUGAGCGUCUGGAGGCGAUUCGUUUCUACUACAGAGARCGAAUUUGUUCUCGCCCUACAGCCAUGGAGGCUCGCACCACAGAUUGGGUGGCAGCUGCAGACACCGGGGAAGUGGUCCACUCAAGUUUGGAGAAGGGCUUCUGGUGCAUCAACAAAGAACAGCCGUAUGGCCACAUCUGCUCCAACUACCAUGUUCGCUUUCAAUGUCCUCCAGUGCAGAGUUAUUGGACUGAUUGGAGUGAGUGGGGACCCUGUUCCACCACUACUUGUGAUGAUGUGGGAGUCCAGGUUCGGAAGAGGAAAUGUGUGAGUGCUCAGCCCAUGCCUCUUCUGUUUGUGCCAGCAUGCCAGGGACACCAUUCAGAGAGGAGGGAGUGCUCCAGCCCACCAUGCACAGCCAAAUGGCAUCCAUGGGGUGUCUGGGGGACAUGUUCAGCAACAUGUGGUGGAGGUCGCCGGACCAGAAGAAGAACCUGUGUGAGGACAUCAGCGACAGUUCACUGUAAAGGACGAGCUGUUGAAGUCCAGAAGUGUGGAAAAAAUCCAUGCCCAGCAAAAUGCCAGCGUGUUUGCACAGAAGGCCGUCCUAGUGAGGACUGCAGCAUCUGUGUUUGUGUUGGCCACGAGCUGUACGGAGAUGUCCAAAGUGUGACUGGAUUCCCCAUAGCAGGCGCCACAGUAGCUCUGGCCAGCCAUCCURAUGUCAUCCGUGUUACUACGGACAAUAAAGGACAGUUCAGGCUUGAAGGAAUCUGCUCCUCCAGCUCAAGCUUGAUCACCAUCAGSAAGGAGAAGUUUGCCCCAGUCAACGUCUCUACAUCCAGUAAUGCUACAGGGGUGUCCAGGUUGCAAGCUGUGCUCAGAUCAGCAGAAAAGCCCUACAUUGUGAAACACCCAGAGGAAAAGGUGCGUUAUGAAGGAGGACGGGUGCUCUUGUGCUGCACAGCAAUGGGAUCACCGGUUCCUGACAAAUAUUAUUGGUACCACAAUGGGACUCUGCUGGACAGAAAGCUGUACAAGUAUGAGGCGGAUCUUAUUCUCCGCAAUCUAAAACAAGAAAAUUCAGGAGAGUACUACUGCAAAGCCAGCAGCCCUGCUGGCAGCAUCAAGUCCACCCCAGCCCUCCUUACUGUGAUUGCUGAAGGAACACCAGCAUGCAAUUCCACCCCUGAGUCACACCUCAUCAGACUACCAAUGGACUGCGUUCAACCUGGAACCGCCUCCAAAUACUACAAUGCUGGUCGCUGUCCUCUCAACAAAUGUGCCGGUUCCCUCGACUUUGACAUGCACUGCAGAGAUGGAGCUGGGCUCUGCUGUGGAGUCCAGAAGAUGGAGAAUCAAAUCAUURAUUGUGGUAACUACAAGCUCCCUAUCCGGGCAGUGACACAGUGCAGUUGUCUAAACUGUGUGCAGCCCACUGUUCUGGUUCGAGGCAGAGUUGUCGCAGCUGACAAUGAUGACCCUUUACGUUUUGGGCACAUCUACAUUGGUAAAGAAAGAGUGGGUACCACUGGAUACCAAGGAGGGUUCACUUUACAAAUUGCUCCAGAGACUCAAAGAUUAGUCGUAAAUUUUGUUGACCCCACUCAGACGUUUAUUGAYACUCCAAAAGUGUUCAUUUUUGACAAGAAGAGUGGCUCAAUUUAUCACAAUGUGAAAGUGAUGAGGAAGCAGAUGCCAAUUGAUAUCAAUGCAGGAGAAACCAAUUUUUUUGACUUAGGAGAAAUUAAAGGUGAAGACCCCAUAGGACAGUUGGUCAUUCCACCCAAUUCUUUCCAUAAAGACAGUGGAGAGACCUAUGAGGGGACUGUGAAAGCCAGCGUCACAUUCAUCGAUCCAAGAAACAUCACUAYGGCAGCUGCAGCCCCUGGUGAUCUCAACUUUGUGAAUGACGAUGGUGACAUGCUUCCUUUGAGGACCUAUGGCAUGUUUUCAGUUGACUUUAGAGAUGAAACAAACAACGAAGUUCUUGGAGCUGGGGAAGUCCAAGUCCUCCUUGAUACACAGCAUGUUAAAAUGCAAGAGCACAUUCCUGAAAUGAAGUUGUGGUCCUUAAACCCAGAGACAGGUAUCUGGGAAGAGGAGGCUGACUUCUCCUACAGCACAACCACUGCUGGUGGUCAUGGACGAAGCAAACGUGAGGAGCGCACGUUCCUCAUAGGCAACAUGGAGAUCAGAGAACGUAGACUGUUCAAUUUAGAUGUACCUGAAAACAGGCGCUGUUAUGUGAAAGUGCGUGCAUACAUGAGCGACAAAUUCCUACCUUCUGAACAGCUGGAGGGUGUUGUAAUCAGCUUGAUUAACUUAGAACCCAAACCUGGUUAUUCAUCAAAUCCCAGGGCAUGGGGCCGCUUUGACAGUGUCUUAACUGGACCCAAUGGAGCGUGUUUACCAGCCUUCUGCGAUGCAAUGAGGCCUGAUGCUUACACAGCCUAUGUUACAGCAAUGCUAGGUGGAGAAGAGCUGGAGGCAGCCCCUUCCUCUCCCAAGAUGAAUCCAAAUGUCAUCGGGGUGACUCAACCAUAUCUCGACAAGCUAGAUUACCAGCGUAGUGAUCAUGACGAUCCAGCUCUGAAGAAAACAGCCUUCAGAAUUAAUUUGGCAAAGCCUAAUCAAAACAAUUUUGAUGAGACUAAUGGACCAAUAUAUCCAUAUCAGAAUUUAUUAGGUUGUGAAAAUGCUCCUGUGGAUGCCAAUCAUUUCAGAUUUUUCAGAGUGGAAAAGGACAAGUAUGAAUACAAUGUUGUUCCCUUUGAGGAGAAUGACUUGACAACAUGGACAAGAGACUACCUUUCCUGGUGGCCUAACCCCCAGGAAUUUAGAGCAUGCUACAUUAAAGUUAAAAUUCAUGGCCAGAAGGAAAUAAUGAUCCGAUCAAGAAACCUGGGAGGAACACAUCCGGAGACGAGGGGCAAACUAUAUGGUAUUAGAGACAUUCGCAGUACUCGUGACAUGCGAGAGGCCAACACCUCUGCUGCUUGUGUGGAGUUCAAAUGUAGUGGCAUGUUGUUUGAUCAGGCAGAGGUGGACAGAUCUCUCAUAUCACUGAGUCCACAGAGCAGCUGUCGCAGAAUUAGUAUUAAUGGUCUUCUACAGGAGUACCUUAUUAAACAUCCACCAAUUGCUCACAACAAUGAGUCACAAGCAUUCACCAUGUUAGCGCCUGUUGAUCCAUUGGGACACAACUAUGGCAUCUACACAGUCACAGACCAGAACCCUAGGGUAGCCAAAGAGAUYGCCAUUGGGCGCUGCUUUGAUGGAACGUCAGAUGGUUUCUCCAGAGAAAUGAAGUCCGAUUACGGCGUUGCAGUGACCUUCAACUGUCUAGAAAAGAAAAUAAACAGGGAAAGCCUCUUCCAGCGUCUGCAAACCAACCCAGGUCAGACACUGUCUCAGAUGGCAAGGGAUAUGAGGGAACUGGAGGGUGUGCAGGCAAGGAGAUCCUCUUCUCAGGUUGUGGCUUAUCCUGCAGAGCAACRAGGGAGGACCCAAAGUCGGAGAGUUAGCUCAACAACCAGAAGAAGAGCGUCCAUGCGARCACAGCAGCGCCAAUAGAAGUGCCAAGAAAUAGGUUUGAAAAGAAUAUCUGAUCUAUGUUUACACUGAUAGCAGUAUCAAAAUGUUUUUCUUCCUUUGUUUUCUGUUAGUGUUUUUUAUUGAAGGUUGAUUUGUAGAAUUAAAACAAAAGCAUAAAAUUGUCUGUCUWUUGAAAAGUAGGAAUUCCUUUUUGACAAUGAACACUAAACGGAAAUAGACAUUCAAGCAAAAUCAUCAAUCAUGACUGAUCAUUAGUUGAGAAGAAACUUGAAGGAUAGAGUGUAUAACCUUACUUUCCACAUAAAAAGCAAAUAUCAUUUAAGAUUUUGGACCUUGUUGGCUGGUAUUUAUUUCAGUGGCUCUGUUCWAAUUUUGUGAAUUAAUAGACAAUAUCAGCUGUUAACAUUAGAGCAUUUAUUAAAUUUAUUUGUGGGAUUACACUUAGCUGACUCAGUUGAAAUCAGUCCUUCACAAUUGUUCUAAAUACUAUGGUAGACUGAAUCCAAUGAGCUAAAUGCUUUCAAUAUCCCCCAAAAACAAGAUGAUGGUUCUUUCUGUUUACAGCCAUCACUGUGCCUGUAUUCACCAUUUCACACAAUAGACAAGUCUAAAAAUAUUUUUGUUAAGUUUGUCAUACCUGCCAACUGUGACUCAGCCAAAUGUGCUUCCACACUAGCUUAACAUGUACAAGAUGUAUCACUUUGGUAUCAGUCUGUUUCAAUUGAAGAAAAGUGACUGUGAGGUACUGUAAAUUUUUCAUUUUCUUUUGCACAUUUUAAAUAAUCUUUUUAGCAAACAAAAUAUUAUUCAAACAAUAUCUUUGUCAGUAUUUCAUUUCAACAGUAGUAGAGCCAUUCAGGAGAUUACGUGUUUGUUGUUGGUGUGUUUGUGAGCUCAGUUUAUAUUGACAGCAAUAACCGUAACAAAACCUGAGAAUUAGUCACAUUCAACAUGCUAUAGGCAUAGUAAGGCACCAUGGUAAAUUACUGUUUCUGAAGAGAAACCAGCCUUUUUGUUCUUUCUACAUUUUUGCACAAAUAACAUAAGUAAUACCAUACUAUAAGUCAGUGAUUCCCAAACUACCCCCCCACACACACACACUUCCAAACCUA
Messenger RNA from Austrofundulus limnaeus, 4921 nucleotides. RefSeq names its product cartilage intermediate layer protein 2 (gene cilp2). The transcript is spliced from 8 exons. The record is from RefSeq and is a predicted model, not a curated record. The coding region runs from base 156 to 3827 and encodes 1223 amino acids. NCBI's taxonomy places the organism in Eukaryota, Metazoa, Chordata, Actinopteri, Cyprinodontiformes, Rivulidae.